Messenger RNA from Terrapene triunguis (Three-toed box turtle), 2619 nucleotides. It is a transcript of the gene PRKCA, whose product is annotated as protein kinase C alpha. The record is from RefSeq and is a predicted model, not a curated record. Gene Ontology annotation, biological process: protein phosphorylation. Gene Ontology annotation, molecular function: diacylglycerol-dependent serine/threonine kinase activity; ATP binding; zinc ion binding. The transcript has 18 exons. The coding region runs from base 59 to 2131 and encodes 690 amino acids. NCBI's taxonomy places the organism in Eukaryota, Metazoa, Chordata, Testudines, Emydidae.
GGGCGGACGGCGGCUCCCGGCUCAGCCCGGCUCCCGGCGGGAACAGCGAGGGGGCGCCAUGGCCGACGUGUUCCCGGGCCCCGAGCCCGGCGCGGACCCGGACGUGGUGCAGCGCUUCGCUCGCAAGGGAGCCCUGAGGCAGAAGAACGUGCACGAGGUGAAGGAGCAUAAAUUCACCGCGCGCUUCUUCAAGCAGCCCACGUUCUGCAGCCACUGCACCGACUUCAUCUGGGGGUUUGGGAAACAAGGAUUUCAGUGCCAAGUUUGCUGUUUUGUGGUUCACAAGAGGUGCCAUGAAUUUGUUACGUUUUCUUGUCCUGGUGCAGACAAAGGGCCUGACACUGAUGAUCCCAGAAGCAAACACAAGUUUAAAAUCCACACAUAUGGAAGCCCAACGUUCUGUGACCAUUGUGGAUCAUUGCUGUAUGGACUUCUACAUCAAGGGAUGAAAUGUGACACUUGCGAUAUGAAUGUUCACAAACAGUGUGUAAUAAACGUCCCAAGUCUGUGUGGAAUGGAUCACACAGAGAAAAGAGGAAGGAUUUAUCUGAAAGUUGAAGUCAGUGGUGACAAACUGCAAGUCACAGUACGAGAAGCAAAAAACUUAAUCCCUAUGGAUCCAAAUGGACUUUCAGAUCCAUAUGUGAAGCUGAAACUUAUCCCUGACCCGAAGAAUGAAAGUAAACAAAAAACAAAAACCAUCCGUUCCACUCUAAACCCACAUUGGAAUGAGUCAUUUACAUUUAAAUUGAAACCUACAGACAAAGAUCGACGGUUAUCUAUAGAAGUUUGGGACUGGGAUCGAACGACUAGAAAUGAUUUCAUGGGAUCUCUUUCAUUUGGGGUGUCAGAGCUUAUGAAAAUUCCAGCGUGUGGAUGGUACAAGUUGCUUAACCAAGAAGAAGGUGAAUACUACAAUGUCCCAAUUCCAGAAGCUGAUGAUGAUGGAAAUGUAGAACUCAGACAGAAAUUUGAGAAAGCCAGACUUGGACCAGCUGGUCACAAAGUCAUUACUCCAGUAGAAGACAGGAUUUCCAAUAUACCAUCCAACAACCUGGACCAUGUGAAGCUGACAGAUUUCAACUUUCUCAUGGUGCUUGGGAAGGGGAGCUUUGGAAAGGUGAUGCUGGCAGACAGGAAGGGGACGGAGGAGCUGUAUGCAGUCAAAAUAUUGAAAAAAGAUGUGGUGAUUCAGGAUGAUGAUGUGGAAUGUACCAUGAUUGAAAAACGAGUCCUAGCACUGCAAGAUAAGCCACCUUUCCUAACACAGCUGCAUUCUUGCUUCCAAACAGUUGAUCGUCUGUACUUUGUUAUGGAGUAUGUGAAUGGUGGUGACCUCAUGUAUCACAUUCAGCAAGUAGGAAAAUUUAAGGAGCCACAGGCAGUGUUUUAUGCAGCUGAGAUUUCAAUUGGGCUCUUCUUUCUCCAUAAAAGAGGAAUUGUUUAUAGAGAUCUGAAAUUAGAUAAUGUGAUGCUGGAUUCAGAAGGACACAUAAAGAUUGCAGAUUUUGGGAUGUGCAAAGAACAUAUGGCAGAUGGAGUAACAACGAGGACAUUCUGCGGCACUCCAGACUACAUUGCACCAGAGAUUAUUGCUUAUCAGCCCUAUGGAAAAUCAGUAGAUUGGUGGGCCUACGGUGUGCUGUUAUACGAGAUGCUAGCUGGUCAGCCUCCAUUUGAUGGGGAGGAUGAAGAUGAACUCUUUCAGUCCAUAAUGGAGCAUAAUGUUUCCUAUCCUAAAUCGCUGUCCAAAGAAGCUGUUUCUAUCUGCAAAGGGUUAAUGACAAAACACCCUGCAAAAAGGCUUGGCUGUGGGCCUGAGGGGGAGCGAGAUGUCAGGGAGCAUGCAUUCUUCAGGAGAAUCGACUGGGAGAAACUGGAGAACAGAGAGAUUCAGCCGCCAUUCAAGCCUAAAGUGCACUUCUGUACCAAAAUUCACUGGCUUCAGUGGGCAUCGAGGUAUUCGUGUGGCAAAGGUGCUGAAAACUUCGACAAAUUCUUUACUCGAGGACAACCAGUGUUAACACCGCCUGAUCAGCUGGUCAUUUCUAACAUAGACCAAACAGAUUUUGAAGGGUUCUCCUAUAUCAACCCACAGUUUGUACACCCGAGCUUACUAAGUGUAGUAUGAAGCUGAUAGACAUGAACAAACAGUGGAAAAUGGACCUUUGCCCUAGAAUUUUUAGGCCUUUGCCUUGUUGGUUCCAGUUGGGCCUGGAAAUUGUAGGGUAAAAAGUACAGGAGGAGGGGGAGGGAAAAGGACACUCAUUCAGGAUUUGGCUUUGCAACAAAGAGAAGUUGUCUUAGUAGAAGUUCAUGUAAUAUAUAGUGUCCAUUUAUUCACACUACUGGCUGUAGGGUUAUUCUUAUGAAGUUAGCCAUUUUCGGUAUAUUUUAAUAUAUUUGCAUAAUUUCUAUUGUCCUUUUCCACCUCCCCUCCGGCACUGGAAAAGCGUAUUAGAAAGAAUGAAACAGCAUCAAGUAGGCUGGAAAAAACAAACAACCCACCUUAAAAUGGAAAGUCUUCAGCCCUUAAAUGUGGAUAGCAUGAAAUGUGAGCAGUAGGCCCUGAGGGACUACUCUUCCUUUUGGUCUUCCUGAUGACUCCUGAUGAAAUGA